CUGAUGGAUCCGUCGCGGGACGUUGGGGCGCGCGUCGAGGUCUACUGGGCGACUGAAGCCGACUGGUUUCAAGGAACCAUCCAAGAGUACGAUGCGCAGGUCGGGUACCGCGUCUUGUACGACGACGGCGACGAGCAGUGGGAAGACGCCACCAACACCGAGCGUCUCCACGUGCUGCGGGAGACGAGUGUUGACCACGACGUCGAGGCCAUGGAGCCGCCGGGUGACGACGCGGAAGACGACGUCGUCGUCGGUGCCAUGGAGCCGCCGCCAGAUGAGUUGACCGACGAGGACGUAUACCUUCGAGCGUCCAGCGCCAACGUCGCCACCAUGUUCAAAGUGGAAACCACGUCCGAGGCAUUACGCGAGAUGAUACCCGCCCAAGCAGCGACAGCCUUCUCGCCGGAUUCCGAAGCCAUCGCACCUACAAUCCCCGACCAACGACACACGACUGUGGCUGCGCUACCCCUUCCACAGUCGACCUCAACGACACCAGCAGGCACCAGUGCCAGAAGCAACCUCACGGACGACGACGACUCGUCAUCAGUCGAUUGGACACCGGCUCCUGUAGCAACUCGACCUGCCUUCAGCCGCCACCAUGUAAUCUCAAACGCGUACGAAGCCGACAUCGGGGCGAUUCACAUACCGUCGACGAGCCAGAUACGGCCGCCAGCCGAGCCGCUGGCGCUUCGACGGCACGCCGGCCCUGGCAUCGCCAUUUUGCAAGGCCGUGUUGAGUACCUUCGCAGUGAGCUCGACACGAUCUACAGCGCGUUCGUCAAGGUAUCAUUCGUCGCGCCAGGUCCAGGCAACGUCAUGCUGCGCUGCAAGACCGUGCUGUACACGACGCCGGUGGUCUCGGCGAGCGCUCGGCCGACGUGGAGCGACGCUGCUUGGCGCUACGAGAUCCCCAACGAAUACGACAUGAAACCCUGGGCCUCGCUGCGCGGCGACAUCCUCCUCGCGGUCUUUGAUCACACUCCGCACACCAACCUUUUUGUCGGUCAACUGCUGGUGCCGGUGGCGUCGCUUCUCGACGAUGACUGCCCCGAGGGUCUCCAAACGCGCUUUGACGAAGAGUAUGCACUCACCUCGCGGCAAGGCAAGGUCCUUGGCGGUCUCUACCUCCGCCUCUCGCACCAACUGCAGCUGCCACCAAGCGAUGCAUCGCCCGCACUUGCAACCACCACAAAGAGCCCGAUAGCGCCAAAGAACCCACUCAAGAAGAAACCCCCAACAGCAACAGCAAAGCGCAAGCACGUGGCCAGCCCCGCCAUCAACCGCUCCAAGCGCGCGAUUGAAAUCGAACGGGAGAACGCUGCCAUCAAGAAGCGCGUCGCGGCAGCAAAGGGUUGCGCCGUCAAGCUGCCUACCGUCCCGCAGGGUGUUGCAACCCACCGCGCCCAUUCGAGCGUGAACCGGCAACGCGAACUCGCAGCGAUUGACGCCGAGAACCGGCGACUUGCCGCGCGCCGCAUCCCGAAACCAAAGCCAUCGACUGUGAUGGAGCUUAGUGAAAGUGAGACCAAGACGACCAAGCCACAGCGCGUCGAUUUGGAGAGCCAAGCCACGUACGUUGUGCAGGUCGAGCUCACGACGGCGGUGGCGGCGCUGCAGCACGAGAUUGCCGGCCUCCAACAAGACGUGUUUGCUGCCAAAGCAUCGCUCUCACGGUACACGAUCAGCAACGCCAAAGACGUCCGGGCCGUUGAGACCCUCCAGCGCGCUUGCGACCGCGCGCGGGCUGCAUCAAGCAAGCGCGACGCCGCCCACAAACCGUCGAGCGCGAAAGGGCGAAGCGCAACACCAAAGGCGGCUGACGAAGCGCCAGAAAAGGCGCGGCACCUUGCCCUUCUCGAGCAAGAACACGCCGCCGUCACCAAGGAGCGGCAAGACCUCUUGGCGCACGUGCGUGCGUUGCACGCCGACGAAUGCGACGUACAAGAGGUGCUGAGUAAGCUCGAGAACGAUUUGGGGCGGGCCGACCGCCGCCGACUCUACUUGAGCAACCCUACGGCCGGUGAGCUCGACGACGACGAGCAAGCCAUGCUCCAGAGUGCGUGGAGUGAAGUGACGUCCUUGAAGGUACACGUUGCUGCACUCGAAGAGCAAGUCGACCGAAGCGACGGCAGCGCCAGUGUCAAUGCAGCCGGAGACGAUGGCGCCGCAAAGCUCGAGGCAAGAAGAGCCAAGGAAACGCAGCUUCAGAUGCAACGAGACGCAUAUCGGGCUCAGUACGAGGCCCUUGUGCGCGCCAAGACGGUCGAGACACUUCGCCAAAGUGUGCUCGAGAUGCAGCACAUGCUUUUGCUGUGCGAACGCGAAGAGAAGACGAUGGCGGCCGCCACCGCCGAAGCCGAUGCUGUCGUGCAAGACGCAGCGAUGGCAUUCGAGCGUCAAUUUCGCGCCGAGCAAACGGACACGGACAUUCUCUUCAAGGUCACGACACUCUAACUGCUUGAAGGAUACAACGAAAGCGAAUGUCCGAGGCCAUCCAUGGUGCAUGUCGUGCAAUGUACGAUCGAACACCAUGACAAAGUAGACGAGGUCCGUCGAGUGUAUCGUUAUGUUGGCAAAAACUGUGCAAGGACCUGUCACGAUCCAAGAACGAC
Molecule: messenger RNA, 2612 nt
Organism: Saprolegnia diclina VS20
Lineage: Eukaryota; Oomycota; Saprolegniomycetes; Saprolegniales; Saprolegniaceae
Exons: 3
Coding region: 4-2454 (816 amino acids)
Source: RefSeq, a predicted model, not a curated record